Messenger RNA from Carassius carassius (crucian carp), 7098 nucleotides. RefSeq lists its product as uncharacterized. The record is from RefSeq and is a predicted model, not a curated record. Gene Ontology annotation, molecular function: protein binding. Lineage: Eukaryota; Metazoa; Chordata; Actinopteri; Cypriniformes; Cyprinidae. The transcript is spliced from 29 exons. The coding region runs from base 72 to 6395 and encodes 2107 amino acids.
GAUGAGAGCCAGAACACAGACGAGCUGAAGCAGCAUCACACUCUUCUGCUGGGAUUGAGUUCUUCUGGAAAAUGUACUACUUUAGAGAAAUGAUGCUCAUCUUUGGACUGAUGCUGCUGCAAACUGCUGCAUUGCCCCUACCUGCUGUCACCAGCAUGACCGUGUACGAUAAGGACAUAACAUCCAUGCGGGUCAGAUGGGAGCUAGUACCCUCUGGAAAGACGGAGAUGCGAGUUGUUCCAGAUGUGAAGGAUGACUUGCUACCGCAGCUGCUUCCAAACACAGUUAAUUUGAUCUCCCUGUUAACCUCCUUAAACGGGAAGGUGACCAGCAAACCACUCAUCACCAGCGGAGUCACUCUGCCUCUGCCUCCAUCAGGUAAGCUGAGAAUCUCAGAAGUGACUCACAGCUCCAUGCAUUUCACCUGGGAUGCAGCUCCUGGGAACGUCAGGAAGUACAUCCUCACCUACAAGCAAGAGGAUGGAGAGAUGAAAGAGGUUCAGAUCAACGGUAACAUCACCGCUCUGCUUCUCACUGGCCUCCACUCUCAGACGAAGUAUGAUGUUGCCGUCACUCCCGUCUACGACGAGGAUCUAGCAAAUCCUAUGCUUAGCAGCGCAAUAACUGAUGUGGUUCCUGCGCCCAAGAACUUGAGGUUUUCUGAGGUAAACCAGACUUCAUUCAGAGCCACAUGGGAACAUGGAGCACCAGACGUCAUACUGUACCGCAUCAGUUGGAUCAAGCAGGAUGAGAACAAACUCAAAUAUGAAGUCCUGAGUCAUGAAGAGACAAGCCACGUUUUGUCAGAUUUAGACACAGGCACAAUGUAUGAUGUCCAUGUCACUGCCAUCUACCCCAAUGAAUCGGACAGUGAGGAUCUGACGAGGAGCCAAUGCACAUGUCUGGAUCGGUUCUGCUGUUUUGAUCAGUCUGAUCACUGUUACACAGCUCUGGGACACAAACUCAAUCUGUUGAUGGUGCAGGACGCUAGUAAAUAUGAUCUGAUGUUAAUGAAGAGAAUAAACAACAACACAGAAGAUGGUCCAGUUUGUAGAGUAAAGAAUGACAGGAUGAGGAUGAGUGAAUGUGAUCUUUAUAAUAACAGACCUGAAGUGACAGUCAUUAAUGGGACUCUGAUAAUAAACCAUGUGAUCAGAGCAGAUUCAGGGAAUUACAGAUUAAAACUCUCUCACUCAGACGGCUCAGAAAUAUCUCGAGAUCUUCAAGUGAUUGUUGAAGGUCUGGAGUUAAACUGCAGUUUUGAUCAGUCUGAUCACUGUUACACAGCUCUGGGACACAAACUCAAUCUGAUGAUGGUGCAGGACGCUAGUAAAUAUGAUCUGCGGAUAAUAAAGAGAAUAAACAACAACACAGCAGAUGAUCCAGUUUGUAGAGUAAAGAAUUGCAGGAUGAGGAAGACUGAAUGUGAUCUUUAUAAUAACAGACCUGAAGUGACAGUCAUUAAUGGGACUCUGAUAAUAAACCGUGUGAUCAGAGCAGAUUCAGGGAAUUACAGAUUAAAACUCUCUCACUCAGACGGCUCAGAAACAUCUAGAGAUCUUCAAGUGAUUGUUGAAGCUCCUAUUGGCUCAGUGGAAGUGUCAAUCAUCUGCUCCUCCAAUCAGACUUCAGUGUUCUGCUCCUCUGAGGGAGAUCAGAUCAUCUACAGCUGGACUCUGAAUGGAAAAAUACUAGAAGAAGGACCAAUGGAUGGAAACAGCAGCAUUGAUCUGGAUGAAGGAACUGAAGGAAACAUCAGCUGCAGCGUGAAGAACCACGUCAGUCACGCACAGAAGACCAUUAGACUCAAACCCUGUCCUGGUCUGGAUCAGUUCUGCUGGUUUGGUCAGUCUGAUACCUGUUACACAGCUCUGGGACACAAACUCAAUCUGCUGAUGGUGCUGGAUGCUAGUAAAUAUGAUCUGAAGAUAACAAAGAGAAUAAACUACUACACAGCGGAUGGUCCAGUUUGUAGAGUAAAGAAUGACAGGAUGAGGAUGAGUCAGUGUGAUCUUUAUAAUAACAGACCUGAAGUGACAGUCAUUAAUGGCAUACUGAUAAUAAACUAUGUGAUCAGAACAGAUUCAGGAAAUUACACAUUAAGACUCGAUCACCCAGAUGGCUCAGAAACAUCUCGAGAUCUUCAAGUGAUUGUUGAAGCUCCUAUUGGCUCAGUGGAAGUGUCAAUCAUCUGCUCCUCCAGUGGGGUGAUGAGGGUGUUCUGCUCCUCUGAGGGAGAUCAGCUCCUCUACAGCUGGACUCUGAAUGGAGGUCCACUGAUGGAUGGAAACACCAGCAUUGAUCUGGAUGAGGGAACUGAUGGAGACAUCAGCUGCAGCAUGAAGAACCACGUCAGUCACGCACAGAAGACCAUUAGACUCAAACCAUGUCCUGGUCUGGAGUUUAACUGCAGUUUUGAUCAGUCUGAUCCCUGUUACACAGCUCUGGGACACAAACUCAAUCUGAUGAUGGUGCAGGACGCUAGUAAAUAUGAUCUGCAGAUAAUAAAGAGAAUAAACUACAACACAGCAGAUGAUGCAGUUUGUAGAGUAAAGAAUGACAGUAUGAGGAAGACUGAAUGUGAUCUUUAUAAUAACAGAUCUGAUGUGACAGUCAUUAAUGGUACUGUGAUAAUAAACCGUGUGAUCAGAGCAGAUUCAGGGAAUUACAGAUUAAAACUCUCUCACUCAGACGGCUCAGAAACAUCUCGAGGAGAUCUUCAAGUGAUUGUUGAAGCUCCUAUUGGCUCAGUGGAAGUGUCAAUCAUCUGCUCCUCCAGUGGGGUGAUGAGGGUGUUCUGCUCCUCUGAGGGGGAUCAGCUCCUCUACAGCUGGACUCUGAAUGGAGAUCCACUGAUGGAUGGAAACAGCAGAAUUGAUCUGGAUGAGGAAACUGAUGGAGACAUCAGCUGCAGCGUGAAGAACCACGUCAGUCACGCACAGAAGACCAUUAGACUCAAACCCUGUCCUGGUCUGGAGUUAAACUGCAGUUUUGAUCAGUCUGAUCACUGUUACACAGCUCUGGGACACAAACUCAAUCUGAUGAUGGUGCAGGACGCUAGUAAAUAUGAUCUGACGAUAAUAAAGAGAAUAAACAACAACACAGCGGAUGAUGCAGUUUGUAGAGUAAAGAAUGGCAGGAUGAGGAAGACUGAAUGUGAUCUUUAUAAUAACAGAUCUGAAGUGACAGUCAUUAAUGGGACUCUGAUAAUAAACCGUGUGAACAGAACAGAUUCAGGGAAUUACAGAUUAAAACUCUCUCACUCAGACGGCUCAGAAACAUCUAGAGAUCUUCAAGUGAUUGUUGAAGCUCCUAUUGGCUCAGUGGAAGUGUCAAUCAUCUGCUCCUCCAAUCAGACUUCAGUGUUCUGCUCCUCUGAGGGAGAUCAGAUCAUCUACAGCUGGACUCUGAAUGGAGAAAUACUAAAAGAUGGACCAAUGGAUGGAAACAGCAGAAUUGAUCUGGAUGAGGAAACUGAUGGAGACAUCAGCUGCAGCGUGAAGAACCACGUCAGUCACGCACAGAAGACCAUUAGACUCAAACCCUGUCCUGGUCUGGAGUUAAACUGCAGUUUUGAUCAGUCUGAUCACUGUUACACAGCUCUGGGACACAAACUCAAUCUGAUGAUGGUGCAGGACGCUAGUAAAUAUGAUCUGCAGUUAAAAAAGAGAAUAAACUACAACACAGCAGAUGAUCCAGUUUGUAGAGUAAAGAAUGGCAGGAUGAGGAUGAGUCAGUGUGAUCUUUAUAAUAACAGACCUGAAGUGACAGUCAUUAAUGGGACUCUGAUAAUAAACCGUGUGAUCAGAGCAGAUUCAGGGAAUUACAGAUUAAGACUCUCUCACUCAGACGGCUCAGAAACAUCUAGAGAUCUUCAAGUGAUUGUUGAAGCUCCUAUUGGCUCAGUGGAAGUGUCAAUCAUCUGCUCCUCCAAUCAGACUUCAGUGUUCUGCUCCUCUGAGGGAGAUCAGAUCAUCUACAGCUGGACUCUGAAUGGAGAAAUACUAAAAGAAGGACCAAUGGAUGGAAACACCAGCAUUGAUCUGGAUGAGGAAACUGAAGGAGACAUCAGCUGCAGCGUGAAGAACCACGUCAGUCACGCACAGAAGACCAUUAGACUCAAACCCUGUCCUGGUCUGGAGUUAAACUGCAGUUUUGAUCAGUCUGAUCACUGUUACACAGCUCUGGGACACAAACUCAAUCUGAUGAUGGUGCAGGACGCUAGUAAAUAUGAUCUGAAGAUAAAAAAGAGAAUAAACAACACAGCAGAUGAUCUUGUUUGUAGAGUAAAGAAUGGCAGGAUGAGGAUGAGUGAAUGUGAUCUUUAUAAUAACAGACCUGAAGUGACAGUCAUUAAUGGUACUGUGAUAAUAAACCGUGUGAACAGAACAGAUUCAGGGAUUUACACAUUAAGACUCUCUCACUCAGACGGCUCAGAAACAUCUCAAGAUCUUCAAGUGAUUGUUGAAGCUCCUAUUGGCUCAGUGGAAGUGUCAAUCAUCUGCUCCUCCAAUCAGACUUCAGUGUUCUGCUCCUCUGAGGGAGAUCAGAUCAUCUACAGCUGGACUCUGAAUGGAGAAAUACUAGAAGAAGGACCAAUGGAUGGAAACAGCAGAAUUGAUCUGGAUGAAGGAACUGAAGGAAACAUCAGCUGCAGCGUGAAGAACCACGUCAGUCACGCACAGAAGACUAUUAGACUCAAACCCUGUCCUGGUCUGGAGUUAAACUGCAGUUUUGAUCAGUCUGAUCACUGUUACACAGCUCUGGGACACAAACUCAAUCUGAUGAUGGUGCAGGACGCUAGUAAAUAUGAUCUGAUGUUAAUAAAGAGAAUAAACAACACAGCGGAUGAUGCAGUUUGUAGAGUAAAGAAUGGCAGGAUGAGGAUGAGUCAGUGUGAUCUUUAUAAUAACAGACCUGAAGUGACAGUCAUUAAUGGGACUCUGAUAAUAAACCGUGUGAUCAGAACAGAUUCAGGGAAUUACAGAUUAAAACUCUCUCACUCAGACGGCUCAGAAACAUCUCAAGAUCUUCAAGUGAUUGUUGAAGCUCCUAUUGGCUCAGUGGAAGUGUCAAUCAUCUGCUCCUCCAAUCAGACUUCAGUGUUCUGCUCCUCUGAGGGAGAUCAGAUCAUCUACAGCUGGACUCUGAAUGGAGAAAUACUAGAAGAAGGACCAAUGGAUGGAAACAGCAGCAUUGAUCUGGAUGAAGGAACUGAAGGAAACAUCAGCUGCAGCGUGAAGAACCACGUCAGUUACGCACAGAAGACCAUUAGACUCAAACCCUGUCCUGGUCUGGAGUUAAACUGCAGUUUUGAUCAGUCUGAUCCCUGUUACACAGCUCUGGGACACAAACUCAAUCUGAUGAUGGUGCAGGACGCUAGUAAAUAUGAUCUGCAGAUAAAAAAGAGAAUAAACUACAACACAGCGGAUGAUCUUGUUUGUAGAGUAAAGAAUGACAGUAUGAGGAUGAGUCAGUGUGAUCUUUAUAAUAACAGACCUGAAGUGACAGUCAUUAAUGGGACUCUGAUAAUAAACCGUGUGAUCAGAACAGAUUCAGGGAAUUACAGAUUAAAACUCUCUCACUCAGACGGCUCAGAAAUAUCUCAAGAUCUUCAAGUGAUUGUUGAAGCUCCUAUUGGCUCAGUGGAAGUGUCAUUCAACUGCUCCUCCAAUCAGACUUCAGUGUUCUGCUCCUCUGAGGGGGAUCAGCUCCUCUACAGCUGGACUCUGAAUGGAGAUCCACAGAUGGAUGGAAACAGCAGCAUUGAUCUGGAUGAAGGAACUGAAGGAAACAUCAGCUGCAGCGUGAAGAACCACGUCAGUCACGCACAGAAGACCAUUAGAAUCAAACCCUGUCCUGAUCCAACUACUGCAGCUGUGACCUCUAGUGCGACCUCUAGUGUGACCUCUAGUUUGACCUUUAGUAUGACCUCUGAAGUGACCAACAGCUCACAGACAUCAGAAAAUGGUACAAGUUUCUCAUCAGCUGGUGUGAAUAUCACCACAGAUGUCACUCCAAGCCCUAAAGAGAGAUGGAAGUUUUUGCUCUUUCUGAUUGCUUUGGGCUGCGCUGCUGUGAUCCUGAUUGGGCUGUUCAUCAUUGUAUGUUACGUUUACAAGAAAAAACAGCAAAAGUCGAUAACAGCCGCUGCUGGAGAUACAGAGCUCAUAUACACUGAUAUCUCUCAUAAGAAAAAGGAUGAAAAGACGACAAGAGAAUCGCUCCCGGCUGGUGAAGAGGAAUACGCCGCGGUGCGACCGCAGUCAAAGAGGAAGAAAAAUGAGGAAGAGGAGGAGGUCCAGUAUGGUGAAGUAACGUUCACUCCGAACAACUCAGCCGCUCCACAGCAGCCUCAGGAGCAGUGUGUUUACGCGCAGGUACAAAGACGCUAGUCUCACAACAACAGCUUGUGUAAGAUCGCACUUUCCCUGGAAACCAAGUGCUUUUUACACUUAUGUAUGACUUUGGUUGUUUUAAGGGUUAUACAAAGCACAUAUCUCUUUGCAACUGUAAAUUAUUUUGUGUGACACAUAGCCUACUAUGUGCUGAUAUUGACUGUAGAGUGAGAUAUGUUGAGUAAGCAAGAGAAUGAAAAAAAGAGGAAACCAAAUGCAUGUUAUUUUUCUCAAUCCACUGAGCUCUUCUGUUUUUAGCACUUCUCGAUUUGCAGCUGCGACUUUAUGAUGGCAAGUAAAGCUUAAAUGGGAGUCAACUUGUAAUCAUGAAUCUUGAGGAGGUGAUCAAGUUGCUCACUAAUCACGAAAACAGCAGUUUGGUGAUUUUGCAACAUUAAAACAUUUUUAGUUCAAAAGUCACAGAGAACCUGAGCUUGCUAGAUUGAGUUCUAGAGGAUAUAGUAGUUAUUGAGGAGAGUUUAAUGGUGAUAUGAGAGAGUUAAAACGAGGGGUUAAAACAGUUCAAAUAUCUGCAUUCGUCUGUCUGGAGUGUGGUGAAGCAGUCACGUGUUUUUAACCUUUAAAUCAGGGUCAGAAAAUAAGGGGGGAUUCUGGCAAAAAGCCACCAAAAUGAAACAAAAAUAUAUUUCAAGAUAAAGUGGCAAAAAUUGCGACAACACAAUUAAACAAUCGAUUACAG